AUGGUAACAGAAAAAGAAGUUUAUUUAUCAGAAGAUUGUUGGGGACAUGUCUUCCAAUUAUUCUUGAACGAUGAUGAAGGUCAUUAUCACUUUUUACAAUCUCUUUCAACCGUUUCAAAAGAGUUUCUCUCCGUGACUAGCCGUUACCGACUCUCUCUCACAAUUACUAAUCAAACCUCUCCUUUUCUUCCUCGCCUUCUCCAAAGAUUCACCAACCUCACCUCCCUCAAUAUCGCAAGUUUCUCCGGUGAUCGCAACACGCUUCUCUACCAAAUCUCUUGUUUUCCCUUACAACUAAAAUCUCUUAACCUUUCUAACCACCAAACAAUUCCCAUUAAUGGAUUACGAGCUUUCUCUCAAAAAAUUACAACUUUGACCUCUCUCGUUUGUUCCAAUAUUGGAUAUAUCCGUAAAACUGAUUUAUUCUUGAUCGUUGAUUGUUUUCCUUUACUCGAAGAACUUGACCUUAGUAUCCCUGAAUUUAUUGAUUUCUAUGAGGAUUUUGAAAUAAGGGAUCUUACAUUAGCACUUCCUAAGCUCCGCAAGGUUAAUUUCUCUGGCGUUUACUACCUUAACGACUCAUCGAUUUUUCAUCUUUGCAAGAAUUGUAAGAAUCUUGAAGAGGUUGUAAUGAUUAAAUGCGAAUGCUUAACUCAUACAGGGAUUGCCUUUGCUCUCCGUGAGAGACCAACUUUGAAGUCUCUCUCUGUUACUAUUUCCGAGAAAGUGGUUAUUAGUUUGGAGUUGAUUAAUUCUCUAAGGAGUUUCAAGUGUUUGAGUUGUCUUGAUUUGUCGUUUUCGCGUAUCUCGGAUCAAUUGCUCUCAUCUCUUGCGGACGAACGUCUUCCUUUGAAGAGAAUCGUCCUUAGACGUUGUAGCAACUAUAAUUAUGUUGGAAUCUUUUACUUGUUAUGCAAGUCUCAGUUUUUGCAACAUCUGGAUCUUCAAAAUGCUAUAUUUUUGGAUGAUUAUCACGUUGCUACGUUGUCUUUGCUUCUUAAGAAUUUGAUAUCUAUAAACCUUAAUUAUUGUUGGAAGCUCACGGAAAAAUCAUUGAUUGCACUUGUUAAGAGCUGUCCUUUCUUGGAUGAGAUAAGAAUGGAAUACACUUUUAUAGGAAAAUUGGAGGUAGAAAAGUAUAGUUCUUUGAUGAAUUUUGUUGCAGAGCCUCCAUUGAAGUCUCUCUAUUUUUCUUGCAAUCCAUGGUUAAAUGAUGAAAGCAUCAAAAUCUUUGCUUCCAUCUUUCCAAAUUUGCAACUACUUGACAUCAGCUCUUGUCGGGUUAUAUCAGAAGGUAUUGUGGAAAUUUUAAGGAGAUGCAUUAAAAUGAAGCAUUUGAACUUGACAUCUUGUUCAAGAGUGAACCUACACGGGUUGAACUUCCAAGUUCCUAAACUGGAGGUGUUGAAAUUAUCAAUGACAAACAUUGAUGAUGAAACACUAUAUGUGAUCUCAAAGAAUUGUCGUGGGCUACUUCAAUUGAAUUUGAAACAUUGUUUUAAUAUCAGCAAGAAAGGGGUCAAACAAAUAGUAGAAAAUUGCACGCAGUUAAGAGAGAUAAAUUUGUAGUAUUGUCAUAAAGUUGAUGUUGAUUUCUAGAUGGUGAUGGUGUUUUGAAGGCCAUGAUUGAAGAUAUUGAAACUCUGACCUCUUUUGCUACCAAUGCAUGGUUUAUAGAACAAGUUUUGAAAUCAUUCUUAAAGCAAACGUUAUCAUAACAUGUAAAACCAUAGUUGACAUAUCAUGGUUCAAUUUAAGUAUGUUUGAUUAAUUGAAAGUUUUUUCUUCCUGUUUUUGACCUUUGGAUUGUGGUCUUUAGCCAACACUAUAUUCUGUUUUUUGUUCCUGAAGUGCUGCAACUACCUACUAGU
This is a messenger RNA of Lathyrus oleraceus (garden pea), 1871 nucleotides long. RefSeq lists its product as uncharacterized. The coding region runs from base 1 to 1569 and encodes 522 amino acids. The transcript has a single exon. The record is from RefSeq and is a predicted model, not a curated record. Gene Ontology annotation, biological process: SCF-dependent proteasomal ubiquitin-dependent protein catabolic process. Lineage: Eukaryota; Viridiplantae; Streptophyta; Magnoliopsida; Fabales; Fabaceae. Gene Ontology annotation, cellular component: SCF ubiquitin ligase complex.